Messenger RNA from Geodia barretti, 969 nucleotides. The record is from the annotation of a GenBank genome assembly. NCBI's taxonomy places the organism in Eukaryota, Metazoa, Porifera, Demospongiae, Tetractinellida, Geodiidae.
AUGAAAGAUAAACUGGAUAGACUGGACAUGCAGAUUCUGAGCAGGCUGCUGAACAACUGCCGGGAGUCUGAGCGGCAGAUAGGCGAGGGGAUCGGCAUUGCCAGCGGCACGGUAAAUGCAAGGAUCAGGAGGAUGAGGAGACGCGGGAUUAUUCUGGACUUUGUGGUAAGGAUAGACCCGCCGACCUUGGGGCACAGUACCCUCUACACUGUAGUUUUAGGACAGCGCAUGGAGGAGAUGCUGGGCCACAUGCGAUCCAUGGGGGAGCCAUUUCUGGUAGCUCCCUGUGUGGGCGGGUUUGCCGUCUGUGGAGUUAUAGUGAGGGAUGAUGUGCAAGAGAAGAUCGAGCUGGCAGAGAAGAUAGACGGGAUGCGCGUUCUGUCAAUCUUUGAACCUGAACGGAGCGUCAGCCCCCGUUUCACAAAGACGGACAUGCAGAUCAUAAGGGAGCUGAUGAUCAACCCCCGGGAGAAGAUAGACAUUAUUGCAAAAAAGACUGGCCUGUCCACAAAGACAGUAUCCCGCUGUAUUGACAGGCUGCACGGUGAUGACGGCAUCCACUUUACCGUGGACUAUGAUCCCACAAAGAUCCGGGGUUUUAUAACACACGCCAUAAUGAUCCAGGUUACCGGAGAGGCAAAGCCCAUGUUCGGGAAGCUGGCGCACAUGUUCUCAAGAAACUUUCUGGAGGUUCCAUUCCUGAUGGAGAAACAGAUCGUGCUGUUUCUGUACAGUGACGACAUAUACGAGAUGGAUGAGACCAUGCAGAGCAUAAGGGAGAUGCCCGGGGUCAAGUCUGUCGAUCUCUUCAUUGCCAGAUCGACAAAAUACUCGCAGGAGUGGAUGCUGGAUAACAUAAGGAAGGCAGAGACAUCGCCCACGCUGCACUUGGAGCAGCAGUGGGCAGAAAACACGGUUCCUGCCACGAGUUCUGCCCCCAGGACAUUCUCCAAUCUCCGCACGUUUUAG